Molecule: messenger RNA, 629 nt
Organism: Ectocarpus sp. CCAP 1310/34
Lineage: Eukaryota; Phaeophyceae; Ectocarpales; Ectocarpaceae
Source: the annotation of a GenBank genome assembly
ACCUGAAUCGGUACGCCUUCGCGCAUGGCGUCAGCGGGAUACUGGUUCGAAUCUCCUUGGGCGCACACUUUUUCUCCUGACUUGGAUACUUUCCUAAGGACACAAUGUGUGUCAGUCCUGAGAACAUCUCUCGGAGUCGAUCCUACAAAGAACCUUGUGACACUUCCAUCGAAUUACCCAUCUUGGCCACAAGAGGUUCCCAGUUGAUGGCGUACACGCUCACCCGCAUCCCCAACCCGCUGCGGGCGUGGGCGAGAGCCAAGCUCGAGCUCGGGAACGAGAGCGACUACCGGGUGUCCUACUGGGUGGUGAACGAGGACAAGCUUACCACCGCCGCCGUGAAGCGGCGCGUGUUUCGAAACAUCGAGGAUCAGCUGAACGACGGCGGCUCGGACAGGACCAACGCCAAGCAUCACAACGCUAAGCACGGCUGGGACGUCAUCAACGCCGAGCACGCGCUGGAUGAUGAGUACUUUAUACGACGAGAUUUCAGACCGGACGCCGCAACCGCCAAGAAGCUGCGGUUCCCUAAGGGCUCCCGGCAGCUGCGGGUCUACGCCUACGCCUGGUUCGAGAGGCAGAAGGAGUGGAGGGUGUUCAGGGACAAGGUCUGCGACAACGGCAGGUAG